Branchiostoma belcheri (Belcher's lancelet) is the source of this 2089-nucleotide messenger RNA. Its product is annotated as T-complex-associated testis-expressed protein 1-like. Bases 8 to 1921 code for a protein of 637 amino acids. The record is from RefSeq and is a predicted model, not a curated record. The transcript has 3 exons. Lineage: Eukaryota; Metazoa; Chordata; Leptocardii; Amphioxiformes; Branchiostomatidae. Gene Ontology annotation, molecular function: protein binding.
GAGCAACAUGGACAUAGUGACAGACGUCUUACCGCUGUCAGGGGAGUACAUCAAGAAACUCAACAUCAAACAGCUGCUCCCUCCGAUCAAGGAGGAGACCAAGAGAGAUGACGAUACCUCAGAAACGGGGAGUGAGUUGGGGGACGGGCCUGAAGUGGAUCACUUUGAGUUUGGUCCGGUCUUUGAAAAGCUGCCCCACCUGGAGGAGUUUGGCGUGACGUAUGGUGUAAAGGACUGUGGGAUGAACUUUGAGUGGAACCUGUUCCAGUUCACCACACGGGACUGCCUGCUGCUGUCCAAGGCCGUCAAGAGCUGCAAGACCCUGCAGAAGUUCCACCUAUGCCGCAGCAAGGUGGACGACGACAAGGUCCGCGUGCUCAUCAGCCACCUCCUGGACCACCCCUCGCUGAUGGAGCUCGACCUCUCGCACAACAUGAUCGGGGACAGCGGAGCACGCGCCGCCGGCAAGCUCAUCAACCGCAGCAGAAUAGUCAAGAUGAACCUGUGCGAUAACAAGAUAGGUGCCCCCGGCGCGCAGGCCAUCGGACAUGCCGUGUCCAAAAACACCACCCUGAAGUGUCUGGACCUGCGGCUCAAUCGCCUUGGCGAUGACGGAGGCCAGGCUAUCUGCAGGGCACUGCUGAAGAACUCCACCCUCACAGACCUGAACAUUGGCAGUAACAACAUGACAGAACCAACAGCCUCCAUCUUGUCCCAGGUUCUCACAACCAACACCACAGUUCGCACCAUCAACCUAUCCUGCAACAGAGUCGGACCGUUAGAGAAGAUCUCCACCAACAUUCCUCUCAAGGUCACCGCCCACCUCAUCAGUGAUGAAGGGUACUGGCAGAGGUGCUGCAAGGCAAGAUGGGAAAUCUGUGACGUUUCCCAGUAUGGCGGAAGCUGGAAGAGGAUGUAUUUUGAGAGGAAUCUGGAGCACAUCAUAGAACACUUCGUCCCCGAGAGGAGCAACAUGGACAUAGUGACAGACGUCUUACCGCUGUCAGGGGAGUACAUCAAGAAACUCAACAUCAAACAGCUGCUCCCUCCGAUCAAGGAGGAGACCAAGAGAGAUGAUGAUACAUCAGAAACAGGGAGUGAGUUGGGGGACGGGCCUGAAGUGGAUCACUUUGAGUUUGGUCCGGUCUUUGAAAAGCUGCCCCACCUGGAGGAGUUUGGCGUGACGUAUGGUGUAAAGGACUGCGGGAUGAACUUUGAGUGGAACCUGUUCCAGUUCACCACGCGGGACUGUCUGCUGCUGUCCAAGGCCGUCAAGAGCUGCAAGACCCUGCAGAAGUUCCACCUGUGCCGCAGCAAGGUGGACGACGACAAGGUCCGCGUCCUCAUCAGCCACCUCCUGGACCACCCCUCGCUGAUAGAGCUCGACCUCUCGCACAACAUGAUCGGGGACAGUGGAGCACGCGCCGCCGGCAAGCUCAUCAACCGCAGCAGGAUAGUCAAGAUGAACCUGUGUGAUAACAAGAUAGGCGCCCCCGGCGCGCAGGCCAUCGGACAUGCCGUGUCCAAAAACACGACCCUGAAGUGUCUGGACCUGCGGCUCAAUCGCCUUGGCGAUGACGGAGGCCAGGCUAUCUGCAGGGCACUGCUGAAGAACUCCACCCUCACAGACCUUAACAUUGGCAGUAACAACAUGACAGAACCAACAGCCUCCAUCUUGUCCCAGGUUCUCACAACCAACACCACAGUUCGCACCAUCAACCUAUCCUGCAACAGAGUCGGACCGGACGGAGGUAAACAGCUGCAGGAGGGAAUGGAGGAGAACAGUACAGUGUUAGAGAUGGACCUGCGGCUGACUGAGGCGGGACAGGAGAGCGAGUACUGCAUCAACCAGAUCCUGAAGAAGAACCGCGAGGACGACCGCGAACUGCGGCUUCAGAACGAGAAGAACAAGCAGUCCUGACCUGUUGUAAAUCCAGCAGUUACCUAGUGGCCAGGUGUGCAUAUUUAAGCACAUUUUUCUAUCCCUGUGACUAUUGUGGUUAAUCUUUUACCUGCUACCUAACCCUGUAACCAACACAACUUUGGUGCCAAAAGGCUACUCAGCAGGCAGAAGUUAAGAUGUACAGUA